AGGUCAGCUGCGGUCAACGCGGGAACGUCCUCCUGACGUUACUCUGCAUGCUCUCCUAGUACACAAAGUGCCUUCUGGCCUGAUACGAUCCGCUACACAUAGGUCCUCCAAACUUCGGGUUGUAGACGAAGCCUAUUUUUAAUUUAUUGGCAUCUCAAUGUUACUUUAUAAAUGCCACAGAAACAAUUGCUUGUUUGUGCUUUGUAUGAUUAUAACCGUCAACAUACCGAUGAGCUUUCAUUUAAAAAAGGAGACGUACUAAGAGUUUUGAAACAAUUAGAAGGUGGUUGGUGGGAAGGUAGCUUGAAUGGAUUUGUUGGCUGGUUUCCUAGUAACUAUGUAACAUAUGCUACCAGUUCAGAUGAGAAGGGUACUCCCACUACUGAUGAAAGUUCGUUGAUACACUUACAAAACUUUCAAAACGAGAUUAUACAGCAUGUUUUAGAAGGUGAAUUAAGACAAGUUAGUGAACUAUCUCAGUUAUUGUCAGUAUUUAUGAUUAACUUGGAGCCUCUACUUCACUUAUCAUUCUUGAACAAACUCGUCAAUUUAAGAGAUAUAUUAUUUCAGACCAUUAGUAUACAUCAACAUUUGGCCUCGGCUUUAACAGAAAUGAAAUGUACACGUGGACCGAAAUGUAUGGGUCGGCUAUUUUUAGAUUUUGCUCCAGCAAUUAAUGCAGUUGGGUGUGAUUAUUCAAAAAUUUAUUUAUAUGUUAUAACAGGAUUAGAAGAACAUAUUACAGAAGUAACAAAAUAUAUGAGUUCAUUUAAUAUUAAAUUACAAUUGGUCCAUUGUAAGCAACAACUCACUCUUAUAUUUGAACGUUUGGGUCGUUAUCCUUUGCUUUUAAAAGAGAUGGAACGCUAUUUAGAGGAGCCACAUGUUGACCGACCCGACAUUGUUCGUGCAAUGAAUGUUUAUAGUGAAAUAACGGAAAGGUGUGCAAUCCUUAGAAAAUUUAAAGAGUAUGAUAUGAAUGUAUUACUGUCAGUAAUAAAUGGAUGGCGAGGACCGCCCAUACAACAACUUGGUGACCCAAUUCUCACUCUACGUGUUCUCCUAGUCAACAUACAAGUAAACCAAUCAAUGAUAACUCUACCGGAUUUCAUUCAAAUAAAUGAUAUAUUAACAAGAAAAAUGCAAUUAUCAUUAUUGGUUAUAUUUCCUACCUGUGUGCUCCUGUUGGCUAGAACAAAUCAAACUAAUGUUUACGAUUAUACUGUCAAAUUACCAUUGAGCAAUUUGGCUGUGAUUAGGUCGACCGAAAGUGAAACAGAUUUGGAUUUAUUGAUUACAGAUCUUAAUUCCAUGAAUAUGGAUGUUAUUCCCUGUCAAAUAACACUUGCAUGUACAGAUCAAAAUGCUAGAGAUCUUUUGGUAUCUACAUUAACUGACCUAAUACAAUAUCAGACCCAGAAUGAACAACAGUUACCAGAUAUUGAUCAAGGCCAUAUAAAAGAUGAGAGUAUUUCUUUGGAUUUCUUCAGUCAACCUGAUUCGAGUAGUUUGGACAAACAUGGGAAUACAUCUCUAAGUUCUUUACCUUUACAAAAGGACACACUAGAUAAUGAACAUUUAAAAUUAUCAUCAAAAGUGACCAGAGAUGAAAAUAAUCAGAUUAGUCAGCAUCAAUCAACACUGAUGUCGACAUUGUCCAUGAAAGAUCCUCAAAGUUUCAAGUUUCCUCCUGACUCCACUGACAAUUUGGUUGUUCAGCACACUUACACAAAAGAUAUUUCUAAACUAUCCUUUUUCAAUAAUGAUAAUGAUAACACUGUAAAAAUCACAGAUAAUUGUAAUUUAAUCAGCGAUUCGACUAAUAAUAAUGAUAAUAAUAAACGUCGCUUCUCUACAUCAUUGAAAAAGAAUAAAGCUCCUAGACCAUUAACUGAACCAUCAAAUAUAUGUGCUGAAGAAUUGAACAAUGAAAGUCAACAACAAUCAUCAGUUAUUGACUCUCAAUCAAAACAAAUCUUUACACCAAUGGAUAACACCUGCACAGUGGUUCGAACUUCAGAUGUAUUAACACCAUCUUCAGGCUUACGUUUUUUACCUCAUAGAAUUACUACUAAUGCCCAUGUUCUCUGGUUUGAUAUUGAUAAAUCGAUAGUUGGUACACGACAAUCAUAUUCAACACCGAAUGAUUUGCCUGGUAUUAUUCCUUAUAAAAAUAAUGAACAAUUAUCAUCUGAUAAUGACUUAGUUCAUGCAAUUCAUUGUCUUCGUGUCGAUGGUCCAUUAGAUUUUAAUAGAGACGAUGGAAUCGGUUCAGUUAAUGCAUUAAAUAAUUUGGGAUUGCUUAUUGAUCAGAAUAUUCCUGGUUUGUUGGUAGAUUUUUCUAUUUUGCACAAGAAUCAAUACAACCGUGUGAGAGCUCAAAGUCCUAAGGUUACUGAUUCAAGUAAGGAAUCACGUCGUAAACGUGGUGGAACUGUACAAUUCUUAUGUAAUAGUAAGUUAUUCUUCAUUUCAUACUUUUAACGUAUGAAUUUGCCUCACUUACCCAUUUAGUUUAUUUCUCCAUUCAUUCGUGGCAAGUGCAUAUGUAACUAGUCAUUUCCUGUGAGAAAAAUUUUAAAAGGAUAUUGUUGUGAUGAGCGGUGUCCGAAAAGCUAUCCUGAUAUAUGGUAUACUACGCGCUAAUCCCCGAACUGACUGUUUGAACGAGAAAGUGUUUUCGACGAUCGAAUAAAAUGCACAAAUACUCAUAUAAACACCACUCUAAUCCUUAGGAAACUCAUCCAUUCGUUAGUCAGUGAAAUAAAGUUGACUUUUAGGUCACUUUUGAUUGACAUUGAUUGAUCUUCUCAUUAUGCUACUUCUGAUUAGCUUUCUAUUUCUGCUAUGUUUUGUUUGAAUUCAUAUGCUAUGUCUUAGGGAUAAUAAUAAUCUACCUGUAUACUAAUUUUUCAUACCGCUAGUUUUUCAUGUUUAUGUGGGGUAAUAACUAUCAGUUCACUGCAUACAUGUAUAGGACACAGACAUUAAAAAUAUGUUGUAAAAAAUGUUACCGCUUCAAACCAUUUGGUGCCUUCCCUUCCCUUCUCUUACCUACUUUCUCCUUAAAAAAAAAUCAAUUGAUAAUGUAACCGCUACAAAUUUUGUACUUCAUUUCGAGUCACAAUGUUUUUGUGUGGUCCUGUAAUACUACUUAACUCCUCAAACUGACUUUAACGGAGUAGGGUUCGAACAUGUGACUCAUUUAUGAUUAUUGCUUUAACCACUAACUAUAUAUGAAUUGACUAAGGUAUCCAUUUUGUUAAACUUCAAUGAUCCAUGUUAGCCAUCUCUUUAACAUCAAAUGUUCAUUACUCUAUGAGUUGCACGUAUUAGACUUAGUCGUUCUCAGUCGGAAAUGGAAUGAAAUGUUCUUUUUGAACCAUAUGGUUAAUGAUCAUCGAGCAAACAAGGUAAGUUUCGUUUACUUAUUGACUAAAAAUACCUUGUUACACUAUAUGUAUAUAAUUGUAAUAUGAUGUUAAAUUCUAAUUUAGAUCGUCAGAAAAGUGCUAUCACUGCAGAAGAUGUAUUACGUUCAGCUGGAAAAAUCCAUGAAAAUGAACUCCGAACAGUGGAUGAUACGAAAAUCUUAAAAGUUAUUGAAGCAUAUUGCGCUAGUUCAUGGACACAUCCCAGUUAUCGAACAUUGGACUCCGUAAAAAAUGAAUGUCAAAUAGGUGGUCAAGGUAUUCUGUCACCGGUUGAAAGCCGAACAUUAUUACAAGAUUUCCGAUAUCCUAAAAAGCCGUCUACAUCAUUUCUAUCCACAUCAUCAUCGGGUAUGCAUUCAAGACAAGAUCAAAACUCACAUAUAACUGAUGCUUCCAUAUUUGAGUUAUCUCGACAAAGUUUACCUCUUUCUAUGUUUAGUUCAAAAGCAUCAUUGAAACGAUCUGAAUCAAAGAAUAAAUCACAAACAUGCUUAUUACAAGAUGGUACAAUUUGUUUAAAUCAGAAUGCGGCAGCUAAUGUGAUCAAUUCAAACAGUAAGAUUAUCUCCAGUGUUACAACUAAUACUAGUUGUAGUAACUGUAAUCCAUGCAAUCCUAAUCAAUCUUCCAGUAGUUAUACGCAUAACAUACAAUGUGAAUCAAUUUUAAAAACAUUUUCACCACCUCCAGUAAUUCUACCAACACACAGUGGUCGACGUUAACCUAAUGAAUUAUCCAUGUUUAUUAUUUAGUAAUCUAUAUUUGUUUACUUCAAUUUCAUCUCUAUAAUUAUGGCUUAUUUUUUAUUUCAUUAUUUUAAAUUGAGGCAUUUAGUUAUUUACUUGUUUUGUUAUCGAAUUUAGUGUUUAUCAUUUGUUCCACUGGUUUAUUAUUAUUAUUAUUAUUAUUAUUAUUAUUAUUAUUAAUUAUUAAUUAUUAUUUCUUCUUCAUUCACACCUAAGCGAUAAUAUUCUCAAUAUCCCUAUAAUUUUCAUCAUUGUUUUUUAUCAAUGAUAAAUAUUUGUCUUGAAUUUAUUUUAUUGUGUAUCCACUAUUCAAUUUAGCUGAUGAUAGUUACUACAACCAUUAUUACUCCUCCUCCUAGUACUACUAUGACUAUUACUAUUAAUACUAUUAUUAUUAUUAUUAUUAUUA
Molecule: messenger RNA, 4589 nt
Organism: Schistosoma spindalis
Lineage: Eukaryota; Metazoa; Platyhelminthes; Trematoda; Strigeidida; Schistosomatidae
Source: the annotation of a GenBank genome assembly